Messenger RNA from Prinia subflava (tawny-flanked prinia), 1645 nucleotides. RefSeq names its product peripherin (gene PRPH). Gene Ontology annotation, cellular component: type III intermediate filament; cytoplasm; axon. The transcript is spliced from 9 exons. Gene Ontology annotation, biological process: intermediate filament organization. The record is from RefSeq and is a predicted model, not a curated record. Gene Ontology annotation, molecular function: structural constituent of cytoskeleton. Bases 58 to 1236 code for a protein of 392 amino acids. NCBI's taxonomy places the organism in Eukaryota, Metazoa, Chordata, Aves, Passeriformes, Cisticolidae.
AGCCGCUGUCCGCUAUAAACAGCCGAUACCGGCAGCCGCCGCCCUCCCGGUGCGAGCAUGAGCCGCCGUGACCGCGACCCCCGGGUGCCGCCGCCCCUCACCGCGGCCCCGGGGCGGCUGGCGGAGGCGGCGGCAGCGCGGGGCGCGGAGCGGGAGGAGCUGGCGGCGCUGAACGAUCGUUUCGCCGCUUUCCUGGAGCGGGUGCGGGCGCUGGAACGGCAGAACGGGACCCUCCGAGCCGCCCUGGGCCGCGCCACCGCCGCCACCGGGCCCCGCACCGGGCUGGUGCAGGGGGAGCUGCAGGGGCUGCGGGAGCGGCUGCAGCGCCUCGGCCGCGACCGGGACCGGCUCCAGGCUGAGCGGGACGGGCUCGCCACCGACCUGGCGGCCCUGCGGCAGCGGCUGGAGGACGAGACACAGAAGCGUGAGGAUGCCGAGAAGAGCCUGGUGCUGUUCCGCAAGGACGUGGAUCACGCCACGCUGUCUCGCCUGGAGCUGGAGCGCAAGGUGGAGCUGCUGAUGGACGAGAUCGGCUUCCUCAAGAAGCUGCACGAGGAGGAGCUGCGGGACCUGGAGGUGAGCGCGCCCAGCCCGGCGGGGCUGGCCGAGGCCGAGGUGUGCAAGCCGGAGCUGACGGCGGCGCUGCGGGAGAUCCGCACCCAGUACGAGAGCAUCGCCGUCAAGAACCUGCAGGAGGCCGAGGAGUGGUACAAAUCAAAGUUUGCCGAUCUCUCGGACGCAGCAAACCGCAACCACGAGGCGCUGCGACUGGCCAAGCAGGAGAUGAACGAGUCCCGGAGGCAGAUCCAGAGCCUCACCUGCGAGGUGGACGGGCUGAAGGGCGUGAAUGAGGCGCUGCAGCGGCAGAUGCGGGAGAUGGAGGAUGAGUUCGGGGAGGAGAUCGGGAACUACCAGGACGUGGUGGGGAGGCUGGAGCAGGAGAUCCAGCAGAUGAAGGAGGAGAUGGCGCGGCACCUACGCGAGUACCAGGACCUGCUGAACGUCAAGAUGGCCCUGGACAUCGAGAUUGCCACCUACCGAAAGCUGCUGGAGGGCGAGGAGAGCCGGAUCACCAUCCCACUGCACCCCACCUCCUCCUUCAGCAUGAGGAGCUCAGUGCUGGAGCCCCAGCCUGCCGAGAGCCCUGCACGGAGGACGGUGCUCAUCAAAACCAUCGAGACACGGGACGGACAGCAAGUGGUGACGGAGUCGCACAAGGAGCGAGCGGGGAAGUGACAGAGAGGAGCUGCUGUGAUCUCCCCGACCCCACGGUGGGGUUUUGCCAGCCCCUGCUGCAUCCUGGGUGGGGGUCUGGGAGCGCCCCAAACCCCAUUCCUGCUGCCAGCACCACGGCCAAACGCUGUGGUGCGUUCCUGUGCCUUUGCAGUGUGUCCCCGUGCCUUGGCCCCUCACUAUUUAUCGCUAUUUAUUGCCUAUUUAUUGCCUAUUUAUUAUUCUCCCAACCUCAACCCCGGCUGUAUUUAUUAUCGAGUGUUCUCCAGGCUGCCCUGGGGCAGAGGGAGUCCCAAAUUCGCUCCCGCCACCAGAGCUGGCACCGGCUGUCCCCGGGGUUGGCAGGUCCGGUGACAUCCAAGCGCUGUCCCCUCCGGUGUCCCCGCCAGGGGAGUGGGGCAGAAAGGGAAGA